UGAUACUUUAUUUUGUAUAUCAAUUUUAAGAUACAUUAAAAUGUAAACCUAUUAGGUAUUAAUUGCCAAAGUUAUAUUAUUUAAGAGAGGUUGGCGUAGCAGCCUUUCUGGUGGGUCUCGUACACGAGAUGGCAGAUUUUGAGGAUGGAGGUGAGGAGGUUGCAAGCCUCCAGGCACCAGUGGUUGAGGCCCCAGAGUUGCCUGAAAUAAAACUUUUUGGAAAAUGGUCAUUGGAUGAUGUUCAACUGAGUGAUAUGUCUCUUCAGGAUUAUAUUGCUGUUAAGAAAUAUUAUGCCAAGUACUUGCCUCACUCGUCUGGUAGAUAUGCAGCCAAAAGAUUCCGCAAAGCCCAGUGUCCUAUUGUAGAACGUCUGACAAAUUCUUUAAUGAUGCAUGGGCGCAAUAAUGGCAAGAAACUCCUGGCUGUCCGCAUUGUGAAACACUCUUUUGAGAUCAUCCAUCUUCUGACUGGUGAGAACCCAGUACAAGUAGUAGUAAAUGCCAUUAUCAACUCUGGCCCACGUGAGGAUUCAACCCGUAUUGGCCGUGCCGGUACUGUGAGGAGGCAGGCUGUGGAUGUCUCCCCUCUUCGACGUGUUAACCAGGCCAUUUGGCUUCUGACUACCGGUGCUCGUGAAGCUGCUUUCCGCAACAUCAAGACUAUUGCCGAGUGCCUUGCUGACGAGUUGAUCAAUGCUGCAAAGGGUUCUUCUAACAGCUAUGCAAUCAAGAAGAAAGAUGAACUUGAACGUGUUGCCAAGUCCAACCGUUAAGUGAAUAAAUAUUGUAAUGUGA
Molecule: messenger RNA, 795 nt
Organism: Cherax quadricarinatus
Lineage: Eukaryota; Metazoa; Arthropoda; Malacostraca; Decapoda; Parastacidae
Biological process (GO): ribosomal small subunit assembly; translation
Cellular component (GO): cytosolic small ribosomal subunit; ribosome
Molecular function (GO): rRNA binding; structural constituent of ribosome; mRNA binding
Source: RefSeq, a predicted model, not a curated record